CGUGCUGGCGUCCACGGAAGGAGAUCGUCCCCGUUCCCGGCGAAUCGGUGCCCGUCCCCGGAGCGUCUGGCCGGGUGUACGUUCCACCGCUGGCGGGCGUCUCUCCGUGGGCCUUCCCGCCCGGGCGCGGGCCGAUGGCUGGCAUCGCCUUCCCUGAAGAAAGCGUCUGGGUUUCAGGCGGGGGUGAGGAGAAGGGAUGGUCUGGCCGCAAACGUCACCCGCGGGCCUCAAGCAGGAGGCCUGGAAGCCAGAGGGAUGCCGAGUAGGGCGGAAGCUCACCCUUGGAGCCUCCCGGCCCCGUAGGGCCUGGUUCGCGGUGCUGGGGGGCGAUGGCGUUUUAGCGAGUCGCACUGGGGCAGGUGGGGGUGUGGUGGUGCAGAAAUACAUCCAGUCGUUUCAAAAACGCGGAGCUACACUGUAAUGUCUGUGGGGUCGGAGGGAGCCAGGAACUUCAGCUGUUGCAGGGGACUGCGGCGAGGCCUUUGGAAAGGAAGCAAGCGGGACUCGGUGUGUUAAACCGAAACAAGAUCUCCUCAGGAAAGGAGAAACGCGGGUCAGCGGCCCGGCGGCAGCCUGGCUUCCGCCGCCUCCGCGCACCCCGAAAUGAAAUAACUGCAGGCGUUUUCUUCCCGGUAACGCAGCCCGGGACUGCAAAGUACCUGCAGCGCUGGGGGGGGUGGUGGUGUGUGUGUGGCCCCACCGCACCUCUUCAGUCUUGCAAGUGUGGUGAUCGCCGCCUCGUUUUGGGAUGGGCGCUCCGACAGUGGAACUUUUGUCGCCUUAUGGUAGAUAGGUGAUCUUGCGGAAGGCAAAUGUUAAAUUAAGUCUUGUUCUCAAACUGCUGCAUUAAAUAGGACAGCUGUAGUUACUAGGUGGAUUUCAGUAGCUCAACAAAACACCUAUAUUGGGGGGGGGGGUCAAUAAAAAGAGCUGUUUCUCAAAAUACUCUCAUCUCAACCUGUUCAGAACACUUGCUACUAAAACUUCUUGAAGGUUGUUGAUACCAGAUAGAGGUGGUUUUUUGUGUUGCUUCUUGUUUCACAGGUUAGAAAACAUGUCUAGAAUUCUCUUGCUCCUGUCUUCAUCUAUGUUAGAUUCUGUUGUCUCCUCCUGUUUUCAGUAUUGAUGUAGAGAAAUCACGUAAACGCAGGUAGGCGGAAAGAACCUGGAGCCAAGGCCAACAGGUUUACCCCUCUUCUAUUAGUGGAGAACAGGCUUUCUAGUUAAUGUGCUUGUCAUGCUUCAGUGGCUGCGUUAAGAGUGGUAAUUUGAUCUUCGGUGGAAUCCGAUGGUGUAAUUCUAGGUUUUACUAGCCUUUGAGCUCUGGCUGCUACCAAAGAGAUGCAAUCUUGUGUUUCUCUGGUUGCAAGUGUUUGUAUACCCUUACGGGAAACUGGACUGGGGAGCCAAUAUGACUUUAAAAUAAGUUUGGGGUUUUUUUUCCUCAGUGGGUUAGAUUUAAAUGGUUCCCCAAUCUGCAGAGAAUCAAGCAGGGCAUGGUAGGACAUUUACUUUCUCGAUGGUGUGGAUUAGGGUGACUUAAAGUUUACACAAAACACUCUUUUGUCACUGUACUUCCAAAAGAUCCUAAUAACUUGACCUUAUUUGUGAAGUGUGUCCGACCAAAAUUCAUGGUUUUGGCGUGAUCUCUGUAGGACUGCUGUGCAGCUGGAUUUACUGUUCUGUUUAAAAAUAUUUCAUUGGCUAAACAAGAUGUUCUAUAAUCCUGUAUCGUGUCUGGCUCUGAAAUUCAACUAUUUGUGGAAUUUAUUUUUUUUUUAUAUCUGGCCAGGUCUUAAUCACAAACUUAAAAGGUUUUUUUAGAGUUUAUUUUUUGUGCUUGAUUGAGACUUAAAUUGCUACAAGACUACAUCUUUUCUUUGAAAAGUUUUCAUAUUUAGUGUUAGAUGAUAUAAUCUUAGUUAAAAAACCCCUUUUUUCGUAUAAAAUUUGAGUGAUGUGAUUGCUUGUCAAGUCUUUCAGAUACAAAAUAUGAUAGCUGGAUUCAAUCUUUGGUUUUGUACACAGCUGAUAAGUUGUACUUUAGUAAAAUGGAACUCAGAAAUACUACAGACCUUCCUUCUCCAAAGUUCAUUUUCCUUUACAUUGCAGAGAUAACUAGCAGAAUGAUGAUUGGAUGCUUAUAGUGAUUGCUCUAAAAUCCAUGAUACGUUUUAUGCGUCCUUUGGAGGAAAAAUAAUCUGAUUUAUUUGUAAUAGUGUGGGGAAAAUAGUGGAAGAUUGGCAAGGAGGAUUGUAAACACGCUCAAGUGACUUGUAGGUGGGGUGUAGAAAAACGUGUAUCAUACUAAUCAUUGUUUAGCCUUGGUGUUGGACAAGGAGAACAUCUGUGUUUAGAUAACAUAGGCCUGUGAUAGACUCAGAGGCACCCUAUCGAACAUGCUUGAGAUUCCUGCCCUUCUGUGGGAAGAAUCAAAGCACAGUAGUAAACUAUGCCUGUGUGAAUCCCUGAUACACAGGCAAAAGCAGCAGGUGCGGUGACUCUCUAGCAAGGACUGAGCUCUGCGGUGCCUGCAUUCCCACUUGGGCGCCUCUGCCCGGGUGCUGCUCCGGAGAUCCCCCGGUUUGUGAGGUACAGAAAAAUGGCAAAGAGAAUUGCAGAGAAGGAACUGACUGACAGAAACUGGGAUCAAGAGGAUGAAGCUGAGGAGGUGGGAACAUUCUCAGUAGCUAGUGAAGAAGUCCUGAAGAACAGAGCUAUUAAAAAAGCAAAGCGCCGAAAUGUUGGAUCGGAGUCUGAAAGUGGAGGAGCUUUUAAAGGGUUUAAAGGCUUUAUAUUGCCUUCUGGAAAAGGAGGAGGUGGCUUCAGCGGAUUUGGUAAUGGUGCAGGAAUAAAGCCUUUAGAAGGGCUGUCUAAUGGAAGCAGUAGUGUCUCUAGCACUCCUUCUUUCAGCAGUUUAAAGACCACCUCCGAAACACAAUCAGCAUUUGGAUCCACCAUGUCAAAUGGUCCGACUACUACCGCAUUUCCUGAGAAAAAGGCGGCAAGCCCAAAAGCUAAUGGUGGCAGUCAAGCAUCCUCAUCUGGCUACGCUCAGAGUAAAGUUUGUAGCUCUAGUGUUUACCACAAACAGUUAGCUGCUUUAAACUGUUCUGUGCGUGACUGGAUAGUUAAGCAUGUAAACACAAACCCGCUGUGUGACCUGACACCCAUCUUCAGAGACUAUGAGAAGUACUUAGCAAAUAUUGAACAGCAACAUGGAAGCAGUAGCGACAGUGGCUCUGAAAACGAAAGCAACAAAACACCUGGCUCUCAGUCUCUUUCUACAUUUGGGAAUUCAAAGCUACAGCAAGGAUCAACUUUUUUGUUUAACAACAACAAAACGGAGGAUACCUCGGACAAAAAACCUGAAGCUGCAUCGGAAAAAAAAGACCCAUCAUUAGGAGCUACAUCAACAGUCUCAUUUAAUUUUGGCAAGAGCGUUGACAGUUCUGUUUUGGGUUCCCUUGGUUCAGGAACACUUAGUAGUUUCUCAUUUUCUCCUGGGAAUUCAGGUUUAUUUGGAAAAGAUGCAAACCAGGCUAAGUCUGUCACUGCAGUAUCCACCAACGUAUUGGAAGCUCAGACAGAAAGUGGCAAUAGCGACGACAAAGGAGGUGAAGAGGAGGAAGAAGAGCCACCAAAAGUCAUAGUUAAUGAAAUAAAAGAGGAUGAUGCUUUCUACUCAAAGAAGUGCAAACUGUUCUACAAAAAGGAUAAUGAAUUUAAAGAAAAAGGUGUAGGAACAUUACACUUAAAACCAGCAGGAAAUGAAAAAACUCAACUCCUAGUCCGAGCAGAUACCAAUUUAGGAAACAUACUGUUGAAUGUUCUAAUUCCACCCAAGAUGCCAUGCACGAGAACCGGAAAAAACAAUGUUCUUAUAGUUUGUGUUCCUAAUCCACCAAUUGAUGAGAAGAAUCCAGCUGUUCCUGUUACUAUGUUAAUAAGGGUGAAAACAAGUGAGGAUGCAGAUGAGUUGCACAAAAUCUUACUGGAGAAAAAGGAGGCUUAAAUAAGUUGCAGUCAGUGAUUUGAAGAAUUAUUGCCAAACUGCUGCUGCUCUUUUCUUCCAUUACUGAAUUAAGAACUAUUAUAGGAAUUCUGGAAAAAUUCUGUGAGGAAAAGCUAAGCUAGCUAAUAAAAGCUUUAAUAGAACACAAAUGUUGGACUGUGCUCCCUCAUUUUUCAAUAUCUAAAUGCAGGACCUCUUCUGGAUAAAGCCUCUCUUUUUAGCAACGGUCAAUUUGACCGAGUGGACUGAAACCAGAGUACAAACAUACGGUACCAGAGCUUCCUCACAGACUGCUGUGCAAUGCAACAACCUCCUGUUUUGAGAAGGAAGGAUGUUGAAGUUUAACUGUUGAAACUAUUUCUAGACUCCAGAUUUUUAAUUUUAAUGGGUCUGUCAUAUUCCAGUGAGACUAAUUUUUCAGACUGUCACUGACAACAAUGUACCCCAACAACAAUGAUACUAUAUAUUGUACUGUGUUUUAACUCUUGCAGACUCAUGUGCUUUUGGGACUCAGACUGCAUCUCCAGCUAUUUAAAAGAAAAUUUGCUUGCGUAGUCUUGUUGACAGUAGUGUUUCUUAGAGAAGAACUGUCAGUUCUGUUCUUACUGUAGCAACAAGCUAAUGAUGUGCAAUAGUACAAGCAGACAACUGGAAGACUGUUUUAUCUUGGACCACAGCCAGCAUUUGCUGGCUUCUGACAAGUCUGAGGCAAAGGGUUGCACUUCCAUUAUGGUCCCUCUGAGGUAUUCCUCCCUAGUUCCUCGGGCUAAAGCUGAAACCCAGCGGAGGCAGAGUUGUAAAUGUUGUUCUUGUCUGAAGAUAUCUCUUUUCACAAGCAAAUUUCAGGAUUUUUAUAGAUCUUUCUAUUGCCUCUGGCCAUUACCAAGAUGACAUGCAUAAGCGUGUGUGUGUGCCAGUAAUAAUUUUGCGCGUGUGCUAAAACUACACUGCUUUACUGCAUUGCUUUAAGCAGUGGUUUGCAGUGUUAGGUCAAGCUUUCUGUUGCAAAAGUAGGGAGCACUGGGUUAAUCUAUACCUUGGUUUUCAGCUGUGUGAAAAUUAACCACAUGGCAAUAAUUUGUGGAUCAGAACAUCAUUUUGUUCUCAGUUUCCAUCUCAACUUUAUCAGACCAUGUUUGGUUAUUUAAUCCUUUUCUCUUUCAAAUCUUGUUUGCUGGAAACUUCUUCCCUAACAAUAGAUUUCUGCUUUGCUUCCAGCUCUGGAAACUAUCCAAGAGCUAGAUGUUAAUGUUAAACUUGAACUGCUUUCUGAUCUGUCACAGUGACCAGCCCUGGCGAGAUGGAAGAAACAUCCUGACCUGUGUCUGUCUAGUGCAGCACAGAGGAAGAAAAUCCCAUUCUUUAAAAAAAAUAAAGCAGCAUGAUGCAAUUCUCACAGGGGACCUGGAAAUCCACAACAGUGGCAUCCUGUGGGUGGGGAAAAAAGUAGCAGCACCAUUUGAUUAGAUGCAGCACAUCUCACCUGCUCCCCGCUGCUCUCUGAGAGGGUGGACAAAUGACUGCCUUGGGUCCUUAUACACUGCACAAUUCGGGUUAUGGCCUUCCCCCCCCCCUCAACUAAAAGGAGGAAAAACAUUAUAGGAUCUUACAGCCCUCUGGACCAGCAUUCAAAACCAAAGGCCUUUGCUCACAUUUCAGCUACGCUGAGGUCACAAGAAUCGCAUUUUUAACACUCAGGUGCAAAGGAAGCUUAGAUACAAUUUGAAAUAUAAAUUGGUGCCUUUUUUUUUUUCAUCUGGCUCAGUACAUAAACAUUAAAAGUAAGUGUCAUUAUUUUAGGGAAAGUAAUGGUUUGGUUUUGGUUUUUUUAAAGUCUUGCUGAUACCUAAAUUGGAGUCCAAAAGCUGCAGGCUUGCAUGUUAAUUGUGUAUGACUGAAAAGCAGAACAUUGCCUGAAAGUUUAUUACAGGCUCAGGUUUAAUGUCUAAGGGCUCAGUUAAUUUUGCAUUUGUUGUUUGACUGUAAUGUCUUCAACACUUCUCCACACAGAAGAGUUUAUAGUCUGGAGCACUGGAUGUUUGUUACACAUCCCACUGCAACAGCAACUCUGUACAGGUCGUAUUGGUGAACUUGGCUUUGGGUUGGUUGACUUCUGAAAGCUUGUGGGCAUGUAACUGUUGCUUCAUCCAUUGAAACGUGGACCACCUAACGUAAAGAAGUAAGACACAAACUGAACUUUCUACCUAUCCAUAAUGAUUUGCUUCCGAAGCGAGGCAGUCUUGGGGUUUUGCACCUGCAUAUUUGGCUCAGUUCUAAAGGUGGCAAACCAAGGGAACGGCCAGCGCAACUCUGUCAUGUUUUCACUGCUCUGAGGGUGAGCACAGAGUGUAAGGGAAAAUAAAUAGAAUAAUAAAUUGCGUUGGAAAAAUGAAACCUACAGUAUCCAUGGCAGCAAGUAAUAUCUUAGCUGUGAGAAAGACUAAUUGAGAUGAGACACCUUAAUUCUUUAGCAACAUAUGUAUUUAUCAGUAAAGCUAGGGGAAUGUAUAUAAUUGGAAUCCCAUGUUUAAUUAGAAUGUCAAAUAUAUGCAUAAACAUACAAUUUUAAACGUUUUACACAGGGAAAGUUGCCACUAAAAGAACAGGGAAGAUUUUUACUGCAAAUGUAGAGAUUUUAAUCAACAUCAUUCAUAGUGACCCUGCAAUUAUCUGAACUGUGAAGCAGGAAAAAUAAGUCAUACGCUUUAUCACUUGGUGUUCAGUUCUAAAGCACAACCCUUCUCCAGUACCGUUACAAAAAACAAAUUUUUGAUGAUGCUUCAGUUUCUAGUUAAGAAAUAUUAAAAUACAUAAAUACUGUAAAAAGCCAGAGAUCAUUACGUAGAAAUAAAGGCCUAAAAUGAGUCAAAAGCAAAAGUUAAUGGAGAGCAUAGAAAUCAACAAGGUAAAGCCUUCAGAACAAAGUGGCACACGCUAUACAAAAAAGGAAUUUUGAUCAGAAUUCCAACUCAGUGAGGCAUUCCUCUAUCUUGGUAGAUACUUAAAUAUAUUUAACAGCUGUCCAUCAGAUACCUGAUGUUAAAGAUGCAAGUUUCCUCCCCAGUUCGAGUUAAUGCCUUCACCCUUUCAGCUGUACAUGGGUGCUGGAGUGUCUUAUGGAUCGUGCAUCUUUCCUUCUACUCUAAUUUUGAAGUUUCAGCUGCUUAGAAAUCUUUCCUGUCCCUCUCAUCUCCCCAUUCCCCAAACAGAAAAUCAAGAUCUCAGCUUUUAAUCCUCACAAUCAUCUGUAAAGGAGAUUAUUACAGUUGCUUUGAAUUUGAUUUUAAAAUACUAAAUUGCUAUAUGCAGGGUUGGGUUUUUUUAACGUACUUAAAAUUAUCUCUUUGGGAGCACAACAGUGUGUUCCUAUAAUCCCUUUCGGUUGAUGGAUGUGAAAGUUUAAAUUAAACUUACAGUUCAAACGAACAUGUUGUAGAACGUAAACCAAUUAGGAGAUACACUUUACUAUUAAGACCUUCAGCUCCCUUUGCAGCACUCUAACAUUUAAAACAUCCUUAAAGACUUUCUUUCUGAUGCCUUAACUUAUUUGCAUUUGCUAAAAUUUUGUAGCUGGUGCCUGUGUGCAGAAAUUAACUGACAUUAAACAAUUUAAAGUGGCAUGAGCUAGUAUAAAUCCAAUGAAAAUGCUGAAUGUGACGAUUUGUUACUUGUUAAUAGAUUUCAAACUGCUCUGAAUUUUUCAGUGGAUACUUAAGUUUCACAUAACUUGUCAUGUAAUGAUAUUUUCAUUAGUUCUGAUACAUUGAGGAAGUGUACAAAAAUCCACGGAUAAUGUGAAUAAAUGAAUGGGAGAGAA
This is a messenger RNA of Grus americana (Whooping crane), 7832 nucleotides long. It is a transcript of the gene NUP50, whose product is annotated as nucleoporin 50. Gene Ontology annotation, cellular component: nuclear pore. Lineage: Eukaryota; Metazoa; Chordata; Aves; Gruiformes; Gruidae. The record is from RefSeq and is a predicted model, not a curated record. Bases 2603 to 4015 code for a protein of 470 amino acids. Gene Ontology annotation, biological process: protein import into nucleus. The transcript has 8 exons.